Molecule: messenger RNA, 330 nt
Organism: Knipowitschia caucasica
Lineage: Eukaryota; Metazoa; Chordata; Actinopteri; Gobiiformes; Gobiidae
Source: the annotation of a GenBank genome assembly
AUGACCUCUGACCAGUGGCCUUCUGCGCGCGGACCUCAGAGCGCAGCUCCGCUCCAGCAGACUCUUGCAGCAGAGCCUUUUACUACAGAUGAACAGCCAAUGAGCGCAGGGCUGUGCACACACCAAUGUGAUGCUCGUAAAAGCAGCACGGGUCCAUACGGAGUCCCUCUACACGCACCCCGCCAGGUUUCUCCCACAGCAGGCCACUCAUCCUUCCCCUGCGCCCCUCUGCAGGCCCGAGCACUUCCCCACACUUUCCCCACUCCUGGACUCUUCAUUGGAAUUCUUCACGUGUGUGCUCAUUUGGAGUUUGAACACGUGGCUCAUUAG